AUGGGGAAAGAUCUUAGCGACGAUCAAGUUUCUUCUAUGAAAGAAGCGUUCACGCUUUUUGACACCGACGGCGACGGAAAGAUUGCUCCAUCGGAGCUCGGAAUCCUUAUGCGUUCUCUCGGCGGAAACCCUACCCAAGCUCAACUAAAGAGUAUAAUCGCUGAAGAAAAACUCACUUCUCCCUUCGAUUUCAAACGUUUCCUUGAGUUAAUGUCAAAGCAUCUCAAGCCUGAACCCUUCGAUCGGCAGCUCCGUGAUGCCUUGAACCCGCGGAGUUUGAUGAGUGGAUCCGAGAGGUUGAUGUCGGAUCUGACGGGAAGAUCAAGUAUGAGGACUUCAUUGCGAGGAUGGUUGCUAAAUGAUUUGUUGUUGUGAUGUGAGUGGAGGUGAACUGAUUGAUUUUUCUGAUAUUAAGAAGCAGUGUUUUUGGUGUGUGGUAAUUUUCUAUCUUUUUUAUUUUUUUCUUCUUCUUCUUCUUUAUGAAUUUGGUGUUUGCUAGUUUUCAUAAACUGUUUGGACAACUAAUCAUGAAAAGAGGGUAUUGCCAUUUGCCAAUGCCACUUGAAUGCUUGUGAAUAGGUUUAACUGAUGUUACAACACUUUGUCACUCUUGUUUUUUCAUGUAUAAGAUGCACUUCUACUCUUUUGACCA
Molecule: messenger RNA, 652 nt
Organism: Lactuca virosa
Lineage: Eukaryota; Viridiplantae; Streptophyta; Magnoliopsida; Asterales; Asteraceae
Source: the annotation of a GenBank genome assembly